Mauremys reevesii (Reeves's turtle) is the source of this 8138-nucleotide messenger RNA. It is a transcript of the gene PPIP5K1, whose product is annotated as diphosphoinositol pentakisphosphate kinase 1. Gene Ontology annotation, biological process: inositol phosphate biosynthetic process; inositol metabolic process. NCBI's taxonomy places the organism in Eukaryota, Metazoa, Chordata, Testudines, Geoemydidae. Gene Ontology annotation, molecular function: inositol hexakisphosphate kinase activity; 5-diphosphoinositol pentakisphosphate 1-kinase activity; diphosphoinositol pentakisphosphate kinase activity. Gene Ontology annotation, cellular component: cytosol. The record is from RefSeq and is a predicted model, not a curated record. The coding region runs from base 286 to 4035 and encodes 1249 amino acids. The transcript has 32 exons.
CUCCUUCAUGCCCCGCCCCCACCUCUGCUCAUUGGCUGUAUGUGACAGUAAACACGCUGCGAUUGGCUAGCAAUGGUUGGCGGGUUAGGUUGCGCCCAGAGGGUGGCAGGCCUUCCUGACCAGCGAAGGGAUUGAAACUUGGGGAUUGGGAAGCAGUCUUCAUUCUCUCCUUAGUUCCCCCCCACCCUCUUGAUUAUCAGCUGGUGUCCUCAGGGGUUGGAGACUGAUGUAGCCAGCAGUCUGGACCGUACAGCAUUAGCGGGAUGGUCGGCCACCCAGGCUGUAAUGUCGUCCCUGACGACCUCCCAUGAGGGCGCAAGCUCCACUCCCAGGUUUUUUGUUGGUACCCGAGAUGAUGAGACAGACUUUCUGGGAUCAAACAUGAAGACAGACGAGAUCGAUUUCUUUGAGGAUGAUGAGGAGUCAGAGUCGCCUCCAGAACGGCAGAUUGUGGUUGGAAUCUGUGCCAUGACCAAAAAGUCCAAGUCAAAGCCCAUGACCCAGAUCCUGGAACGUCUGUGCAAGUUUGAGUACAUCACAGUGGUGAUCAUGGGAGAAGAUGUCAUUCUGAAUGAGCCAGUGGAGAACUGGCCUCCUUGUGACUGCCUCAUUUCCUUCCACUCUAAAGGAUUCCCUCUGGAUAAGGCAGUUGCUUACGCCAAGUUGUGCAAUCCUUUUCUGAUUAAUGACCUUGAUAUGCAGUAUUACAUCCAGGACAGGCGAGAAGUAUACCGGAUCUUGCAGGAGGAAGGCAUAGACUUGCCCCGCUACGCUGUGCUCAAUCGAGACCCUGACAAGCCGGAUGAGUGCAACCUAGUGGAGGGAGAGGACCAAGUGGAGGUGAAUGGAGCCGUUUUCCCAAAGCCGUUUGUAGAGAAGCCAGUCAGUGCGGAGGAUCACAAUGUUUAUAUUUACUAUCCAACUUCGGCAGGUGGGGGCAGCCAGAGGCUCUUCCGGAAGAUUGGUAGCCGGAGCAGUGUUUACUCCCCUGAAAGCUGUGUACGGAAAACGGGCUCAUAUAUUUACGAGGAAUUCAUGCCUACAGAUGGCACUGAUGUCAAGGUGUACACAGUUGGGCCGGAUUAUGCCCAUGCGGAAGCCCGGAAGUCCCCUGCUCUGGAUGGGAAGGUUGAACGGGACAGUGAGGGGAAAGAAAUCCGCUAUCCGGUCAUGCUGACUGCCAUGGAGAAGUUAGUUGCCAGGAAAGUCUGUGUUGCCUUUAAGCAGACAGUGUGUGGGUUUGACCUUCUGCGGGCGAAUGGCCACUCCUUUGUCUGUGAUGUGAAUGGGUUCAGCUUUGUGAAGAACUCCAUGAAGUAUUAUGAUGACUGCGCCAAAAUUCUUGGGAAUAUAAUCAUGCGGGAGUUGGCUCCCCAGUUCCAGAUUCCCUGGUCCAUCCCAACGGAGGCAGAGGAUAUUCCCAUUGUCCCCACAACGUCAGGCACCAUGAUGGAGCUGCGCUGUGUUAUUGCAGUGAUACGACAUGGAGACCGCACCCCCAAGCAGAAGAUGAAGAUGGAGGUUAAACACUCUAGGUUCUUUGAAUUAUUUGAGAAAUAUGAUGGCUACAAGACAGGGAAGCUGAAGCUGAAGAAACCAGAGCAGCUGCAGGAAGUGCUGGAUAUUGCGCGCCUGCUAGUGGUGGAGUUGGGAACUCACAAUGACUGUGAGAUAGAGGAGAGGAAGUCCAAAUUGGAGCAGCUAAAAACUGUCCUGGAGAUGUACGGACACUUCUCUGGCAUUAACCGCAAGGUGCAGCUAACCUACCUGCCUCGUGGACACCCAAAAGCUUCCAGUGAAGACGAAGAUGCCCGUAAGGAGCCCUCCCCAUCUCUGCUACUGGUGCUGAAAUGGGGUGGAGAGCUGACCCCAGCAGGAAGGGUCCAGGCAGAAGAGCUUGGUCGGGCCUUUCGCUGUAUGUACCCUGGAGGCCAAGGUGACUAUGCUGGCUUCCCAGGGUGUGGCCUGCUCAGACUGCACAGCACCUACCGUCAUGACCUCAAGAUCUAUGCUUCAGAUGAGGGCAGGGUUCAGAUGACAGCAGCAGCUUUUGCAAAGGGUCUCCUGGCUCUGGAGGGAGAGCUAACCCCCAUCUUGGUGCAAAUGGUAAAAAGUGCCAAUAUGAAUGGGCUGUUGGACAGUGAUAGCGACUCCCUCAGCAGCUGCCAGCACAGAGUGAAGGCACGGCUGCACGAAAUCAUGCAGAAGGAUGCCAAGUUCUGUGAGGAGGAUUAUGAAAAGUUAGCACCUACAGGCAGCAUCUCUCUGGUCAACUCCAUGACUUUCAUCCAGAACCCAGUAGAGAUCUGUGACCAAGUGUUUGCCUUGAUCGAGAACCUCACUUCCCAGAUAUGCAAACGUCUGGAAGAUCCCAAAUCUGCAGACCUGCAGCUGUACCACAGCGAGACUUUGGAGCUGAUGCUGCAGCGCUGGAGCAAGCUGGAGAGGGAUUUCCGCAUGAAGAAUGGGCGCUAUGACAUCAGCAAGAUCCCUGAUAUCUAUGACUGCAUUAAAUAUGAUGUACAACACAAUUGUACCCUGAAGCUGGAGGGCACUGCUGAACUCUUCAAACUCUCCAAAGCCUUGGCAGAUGUGAUCAUACCCCAGGAAUAUGGGAUUAGUAAGGAGGAGAAGCUGGAGAUUGCUAUUGGCUUCUGUCUUCCUCUCAUCAAGAAGAUCCAGUUGGACCUGCAAAGAACCCACGAGGAUGAGUCUGUCAACAAGCUGCACCCCUUGUACUCAAGAGGAGUCCUGUCCCCAGGUCGCCAUGUCCGGACACGGUUAUACUUUACCAGCGAGAGCCACGUACAUUCCCUGCUCAGCAUCUUCCGCUAUGGUGGGCUCUUGGAUGAGUCCAAGGACCAGCAGUGGAAGAGAGCCAUGGACUAUUUGAGUGCUAUCUCAGAACUGAACUACAUGACCCAGAUUGUUAUCAUGCUCUACGAGGACAACAACAAGGACCCAUCUUCAGAGGAGCGUUUUCACGUGGAGCUGCAUUUCAGCCCAGGUGUGAAGGGAUGUGAGGAAGAUGGAAGUGCCCCUACAGGUUUUGGCUUUCGGCCUGCAUCAGCAGAAAAUGAUGAUAAGAAGCCAAACCAGGGCAGCAUGGAGGAUCUCUCCAAAGUGAAGAGCAUUGAUGAGACAGACCAAGCACAAGAAAGGUCACCCCAACCCUCUGAGCCAAUCUGCAUUCAGCGGAGAUCGCCCUUGAUCCGCAACCGGAAAACUGGGUCCAUGGAGGUGCUGUCCGAGUCCUCUUCCAAAACUGGAGGGUAUCGCCUCUUCUCCUCCUACUCCAGACAAUCUACCGAAAUGAAGCAAAGUGGCCUAGGGUCGCAGUGUACAGGACUAUUUAGCACUACUGUGCUCGGAGGCUCCUCCAGUGCCCCAAACCUUCAGGACUACGCACGCAGCCAUGGCAAAAAGUUCGCCGCCAGCCUGACAUACAAAGAUGAGCUCUUGUCUAUGCCAGCCGUAAAACGAUUUUCUGUGUCGUUUGCAAAGCAUCCGACUAAUGAUGUGCUUGAACACCACCGUGUUGUCCCGCUGCUGUGCCGUUUUUCCUCUGACUAUGCCAUGAGACAGAACAUCUCCUUGGAUGCCACUCUGGCCCACCACCUACAUCAGUGUUCCUACCACCUGCGUCUCUUCAGGAGCUGGCUGAUCUCAGGCCAGGAUGACUUGGAGUGCCUCUACGGUUUUGAAGGCUGCUCCAUGGUUCCCACCAUUUACCCACUGGAGACCCUGCACAACUCCCUCUCUUUGCGACAGGUCAAUGAGUUCCUGACGUCUGUGUGCAGGUGUUACAGCAACUUACACUCUCGAGCAUCCACAGCUCUGUUUGAUUCCGUGAUUGCAAGCCAGACACCCGGUGACCCCUUCAUGCCACAGAGAAUCCUCUCGUCCUCAUCUCUGCCACUGCGCCAGCGCUCGGACAAACCACCGUGGUGGUUUGGCUUGGAGUCUCCCGGAACUGGCAUCGAUCUCCCGGUGACUAUUGAAAGCAAUCUGGGAGACUUCAAUAGGAUAUUUUAAGAAAAUGACAUUACAUCAUGUUGGGGGGAAAAUAUCUCCCAGAAUAGCUUGAGUCAGAGUUGGCAACCCUACUGUCCUGUUAAAAUGUGUGCAUCGUUAUUGUAUAUGAAGUUAUGAAAUUUUACUGUAUGCUUGUUACUGAAACAUGUGAUGGGUCUGGGGAAUGCCCGCAGAGUAGCUCCUUAGAAAUAACAAAAAGAAUUGUGAAACAAAGGCCUUGCAUGGCACUCAAGCCUCACAUACGCAAAAGGUGUGAGCAAGAAAUUCAAAGCAGCUCUCAGGUGAAUUGUAUCUCAUGGACUCAGGAAACUGAUUGUCUGCACCCCAGCUGGGGGGUAUUCCUAAAAGCAAGGAGGAGGGUAUAAAAUAAGAGAUCAUGACAUCACCUCUUUACCUCUUUCCUCCCCACUCUUGACACCUGGGAACAAGAUCAUUUGGAAGACAGAGGAGCAUAAUUGAACUGGGGGACAGGUGAUUCGCAUCACAUUUCAGUAUAUCAUUUUUUACCCAAACCCACGUGAUAAGGGUAGUUACAUACUUUAGGUGCUAGAAGGGUUCUUGCAUAUUUAAAUAGAAGUCAGUUUUAGGAAUUCAUCUAGGUUGGUUGUUUCUUAUACUAAGAAGUCAGAGUUUGCUUGCUCAGACUAUUUCCAGUUGGGUGAAACAAUGCAUCAUUUAGUAUUACAAAUCAGCAGAAAUUCCUGAGUCUUCUGUUGUACAGUCUUAUUCUACUAGAGCUGUAGCUACAUCUUUUGCUUGUAUUAAAUGUGUUCCUAUUAGGGAAAUUUGCAGGGCUGCUACCUGGAAGUCAAUGCACACAUUCACUAAGCACUCUGAGCUGGAUCUAGCUUCUAGAGCAGCAGAUGCCAAAUUUGGCAGAGUGGUGCUUCAAUCAUUAUUUAAUUAGGACUCUGUUCCCAGCUCUGGGCUUUUUCAGUACUGCCUAUUGCUUGUCAAACUAGCCAUAAGUGGGAAUAUGCAGAGCCGCUCAAAGAAGAAAUGAAGUUUACUUGUAAGCUGAGUUCUUUGGGAUGACUCUGCAUAUUCACAUUUCCUGCCCCUAUUUUUCUUAGUCUUAUUAUGAUCUCUCUGGGUUAGCAGUAAACGAACUGAGGUGAAAGAGGGUGCAGCACCCCCUUAUAUAGCCUCACCUCAAUGUUUGGAAGUUCUGAGAGGAGGAGGAAGUGGGGCCCAUGUACCCGGCAAUGGGCACUGGUUGGAGAAGGUUCUGCUAUUAGACCCUAACAAAUGCUGCAAUACCCAACUGGGAAUAUGCAGAGUCACCUUUGAAGAACUCCUAUUACCAGCAUAGGUGCCACAUAGGGGGGCAUGCAGGGUCAUGUGCUUUCCUGUUUUCUGCUUGGCCUGCUGGAGGGGAGGGAGCUGGGCCUGGGUCACUGCUCUGUGCAGCGUGGUGGGGAACCUAGCUGGGGAGAUGGCAGCACCCCCUCCCCUUCUCCCUCCUUGCUGGAGACAGGAGGCAAGCAAGCCGGAACACACACAGACACACACUCUCUCUCUCCCCCUCUCCCUCCAGCUCGCUUGGCUGCUGUCCUUGGCAGCCAGGCUCAGGUGGGGAUCAGAGGGGGUGGGUCACUGCCACCGCCUCCUCCCCAGCCAGGCUCUCUCUCCGGCAACUGCCGCUCUGCACAGAGGUAGCGGUCACCUUCAGCUGGCGUGAGAAGCAGCUCCUUCCUGCCCCCUCCGCUCCCUGCCGGGGGCCGGCUGCCAGGGAGAGCCACUGAGGGAGCCAGAAACAUGCCGUGUGACGGGGGGUGCAGUGGGAGAAGGACAAAGCUCCCACCCACGCAGGUAACUCUGGCAGCGUGGGAAGAAUACAGCACCCCUGGGCUAGGCACAGGGCAGACAGUCACUGAGGAAGGCACUGGAAGCAGCUUCCCUGGCCUCUGCUCUGCUGAGGUGUCCCUGAGGGCACUGGAGCUGCAGGGAGACACUGGUGCUGUGAGUCUCCCCUGGCUCCCAGCCAGGCCCAGAGGCAGAUGUGCUCCUUGCUGCUGUAGCCCUAGGGCCCAGGAGCCAGCGGAAUUGACUGAACUAGCCCAGGGAGGAGGGGCUGGAAGGUUUCUCCCAGAGGCAACACAUGGGGUGGUCACGUGUGUCCCCCACCUUCACAUUGUGCCCCCUCAGGAGGCACAUGUCAUCUCUGGUUACAAGUAAGGGCAUGUCAACACUUACAAGCUUAGAGCAGCACAGCUGUACCGAUACAGCUGUGUCAUUGUAAGAGUGCUUGUGUAGCUGUGUCUCCCACUGACCCAGCACUGUGCACACAAGCACUUAUGCCGACAAAAUUCAUGUCGCUCAGGGAUGUGUUUUUUCACAUUCCUCAGCCACAAAAGUUUUGCCAACGUAAGUGCUAGUGUAGACGUGGCCAAAAUAACCUUCAUAUAUUCUGGACAAGGAGUAGCAAGUCACUAGCGGCUAGGAUAAAAAUUCGUCCCAUUGGGUUCUGAUAUGCAAGCCAUAGUUUUAUGUACACCUAAGCUUGUAUCCAUGCUAGAGCCUAAGUCUGACAUGUUACAAGAUCUAACUGGUCCACUUAUUUAAAUAUUUAUUCUGCAUCCCUGUUCUUUGUAGCAAGAGUGCAGUUGUGGUACUCAGUGAUAGCUUCAUCCGGGAGUAAGUUUGCAUGGGGGACGCUAUCUAUAAUGGAACAGUACUGCACGUUUCACAAGGACAUGAAGCCCUUUAGAGUUCUGGAAUCCCGACCAAGCUUUUAUCUAGGGUUGACAGGGCUCAUUAAUUAGUACUUCCUUCUGUCUGGUCCCAUGGCACCCCAAGGAGAAACAAUGGCCAAAUCUCGCUGCGACAGGGGCAAUCAAAAUAUCUACCAACAGGAGAAAAUAAUUCAGAAAAUCUAUGAAAGAAGGUGACUAUUCCAUAGCCUAAGGGUCCUACUCCAGACUUCAAAUUAUGCACUACAAGACCAAUAGCAUCACUCUCUUUUGGGAGUGUACCUAUGGGGAAUAAUGUGCAGAGCAGAUAUAUGGGCUUUGAGCUAUCUGUUUGUUUAUGGCCCACUUAUAAUUUUUUGGACUUGGUGGACAUAAUAUUUGAUCGUGGCGUCCAAGAGUCCGCAGAAGGGUUUAAAUAAAUAAAAGCAUGUAAUGGCUUGAUUUUCUUCCCUUUCCAUUCCUGGGCUUGAUGCUAGUUACGUCCACUAUGUACAGAAUUGCCAGACGUACUUUUAAGAGAGAGAGAGAGAGAGAGAGAGGUGGCUCUUACCUGUCAGCAGUGGUAUGCCUGGUGUCUCCCACCCCUCAUCUGAGUUUAGAGCCACUUGCUCUGAGACAGAAAUGUAAGCAGUUGAAAGCCUGUUGGGCCUGUGUUACCCAAGGGUUCACAUGCUGGUUAUCAGCUACUUUUGGAAGAGAUCCUACAUGAUUCCAGUAAGUUGUUUUUUUGGAGCAGAUGGUGGGGUGAUCCUACCUGCCCUCCUGGCUCUUCCAGCUGCCUCCUCCGCAGAGGGAGAACCACCACAUAUACACAGUUACCAGACAUCAUAACUGAGAGAAUCCAUGUAUGCAUUGCUCUCUACUGCUACGCUUUUAGGGACCUGUAGGCCUUCGCUCAAUUCCUAGCACGUAUAUGUCAACAUCCCAAAACCAUCGCCAUCACAAUGGCACCAACUGACCUGCAUAUGGGCAAUCACAACAGGGAGGCCAGGGCCCAGAUGGCCCCAAGGACCAGACUCUGGUCUCUCCUGAACCAUGAGUAGGGGCUGGUGUGGAAUACCAUGCCCAGCUCUUCCCCAGGCCUGUGGUUAAAUAGACUCCAGUGCUGUCAGUCUGGCACCAUUGGCUGAACAUUUUGUUUUUCAAAUAAAUAAAAGUGACAGUGAGAUUUCCAGUCCCCUCAAACCUGGUUCAGUUCUGGGGGUUGGAUGCACACUGAUACAUCUGGUAUAAAGCCAGGAGAAUGUUGUUCAGUGUCUGCAUACCUGCUGUUUACCAGUUCAGCCCAGACACUCCUCACAAGAGUGUCUUCCACUUGGGUCCCACCCUGGUGCACAGUUCACUCAGUGCUGCCUUCCCACUGGAGGGAACAGUCAGGUGCUGAUGUCUGGGAACGUGCUACAUGCCAUU